AUGACGAAGACCGUGGAGCAAUCAAACGACGGCAAAUGGAGUAGAUGUGGCCCUGAAGUGAUCAUGGUCGAGCGCGAAUCGGCAAUCAUGUCAUGCUCCCGGGACGUGCAUCCUAUCAACAAAGACCACUCGGCGAUGGUAAAGUUCGAACCAAAGGACGACGACUAUACGAUCGUACGAGGUCAUCUUUAUGAGAUCUUGAUGGAACUUGUUGAACAUGAAGCUCACAAGACUGUUCCAGUCGCUAAAGCGCUCUCGCAACCUCUUGCCUAUUCACUAUGCAAGAAAACCAAUGCCAUCACCUUUCUGGGUUACCAAAAGAACACGUUCGAUUGGGACAAGUUUCGCUCAAUUGACAAUUUGCAAAUCAGCUUCCGGAGAACUGUAAGAGUUCACGAAAACGGCACGAUCACGGACCAACCUCCUGACCUGGGUGCAUUUCCGAUUCAUGACACGAAAAAGUACCCAGAACAUUUCAGAUCUCACAACGGGUACUUCAUACCAAUGUACCAGAGGGAAGCCUUCUGGAUACAAUUUUCGUCUGACUCGCCCUAUGCCAUCAAAAUCUAUUUGGGAGGGGUCAAUGCGAUUUCAGGGGAGCCAAGAGAAGAGACAGAGGUCACUCAUAUUCGCCGUCUGAUAUUAGGAGCUCGAAAGAUACCACUCCAGGACUAUGUUGUCACACCAGAGCAAGAGGCUGUCUACGGGAUCGCACAUCAAGAUGGCAGCGUUCGACAAUUCGUCGCCAUGCCCAUGGGCUCUGGCUAUUCCGUCGAAAUUCAAGUGACCAAAGAGGAGAUAUUUGGGGGACUGCAGAUCGAAGUCACACCUACUUAUCCGCCGGUCGAUGCAUUGCCCGGCCCUUGGCCCAUUGUUGUCAGGACCUAUACGAAUUCUUAUAUCGUCCAGGUUCGACCAACCAGCACUAUCGACGAAGUAAAAUACCUCUUGCAUGAUAUGACAGAGAUCCCCGUUGACCAACAGCGGUUGAUAUUCUCCGGCAAACAGCUUGAAAACGGGAGGACCCUGUCCGACUAUAACAUACAAAUCAACUCCUGCAUCCAUCUUGUUCUGAGGCUCCGAGGUGGGGGCCCGGUGGAAUAUGAUGAAUUCAUGAGUGUUGCUGUGAGCGGGUGCAUCGGACAAGUCAUUCAUCUCGAUAAUUCCGGCCCUCAAACAUGGGACAGCUCCAGAACUACAUGUGUAGAUGUUCAACUCCUCGACUGUGAGGUGUUCAAGAGGGUUACAGGCCUCGAUCCUCCGGAACCACCCAUUAGCGCCAUGGAGUACCGAGAACGCGGGUAUCUAUACCAUGAGCGUUCUAACAAUGAAACUAGUGAGCUCAACACAAUGUUUUCUGAUGUCAGGCCUGUCAACCAGAUCGACAAGGAACGGUUGCGGACGCGGAUUUCCGAAGAUGCGAUCAAGCAACUGGAGAUGGUGGUGGGUAUUUCAAAGAUCGAGGGCAACAGCCAAGAAACGAGAGGAUUCCGACAUCGAAGGACAUUAGAGGGAGAGGUUGGAAGAGCUCUGCAAAAUCCGAACUUGAAGAAGGAACUACGGGAUAUGGAAGGGCCAAGGAUCGAGAGAUUUCCUCUGACGGUCCCGGAGAGGAGAAGAACAUGGGGCCCAGAAGAUGAAAGCUCGGAAGAUGAAAGUUCGGAAGAUGGAAGGAUGGAAGAUGGAAUGGCAGAAGAUGGAAGGGUGGAAAAACGGAAUACUGGGGACAAAGAUGAAGGGCGGGAAAGUACCCUGUAUCGUUGGGUACGGAAAGUCUUCGGUAGAAUACCACGGGUUGUUGUUGUGAGGAGGAGCGGAAAGGUCAAGAGGGCGAACUAG
Lasiodiplodia theobromae is the source of this 1839-nucleotide messenger RNA. RefSeq names its product Integral membrane protein. Gene Ontology annotation, biological process: protein ubiquitination; modification-dependent protein catabolic process. The transcript is spliced from 4 exons. Lineage: Eukaryota; Fungi; Ascomycota; Dothideomycetes; Botryosphaeriales; Botryosphaeriaceae. The coding region runs from base 1 to 1839 and encodes 612 amino acids. The record is from RefSeq and is a predicted model, not a curated record. Gene Ontology annotation, cellular component: nucleus; cytoplasm. Gene Ontology annotation, molecular function: protein tag activity; ubiquitin protein ligase binding.